Thunnus maccoyii (southern bluefin tuna) is the source of this 3311-nucleotide messenger RNA. RefSeq names its product prosaposin receptor GPR37-like. Gene Ontology annotation, biological process: adenylate cyclase-inhibiting G protein-coupled receptor signaling pathway; positive regulation of MAPK cascade. Gene Ontology annotation, cellular component: plasma membrane; signaling receptor complex. NCBI's taxonomy places the organism in Eukaryota, Metazoa, Chordata, Actinopteri, Scombriformes, Scombridae. The coding region runs from base 501 to 2288 and encodes 595 amino acids. The record is from RefSeq and is a predicted model, not a curated record. Gene Ontology annotation, molecular function: prosaposin receptor activity; G protein-coupled peptide receptor activity. The transcript is spliced from 2 exons.
UCCUCCUCCUCUCGGGUCCUCUCCUCUCUGUCAGACGAGGCUCGGCGUCUCCUCCGGCCGCAUCUCUCCGCGCUCCGCCGCGACCUCCGAGCGCUCCGGACCCGCUGUGCGUGCACAAACUAUCCGGGAUGGAGGUGUUUCUACCCGGCUAGGAAUCAACUCUCCACCCGUACCUCCACCUUCUGCUGCACACGAUCCGAGCGGUCAGUUCUCUGUUUCCAGCCCGGUUUGAGGAUAUUUUUUUCCGCUCUGGUUUUUGGUCUCACCGGUGAUGCCUCCAGACUGGAGCCGCUCCGGGACGCACCCGAACCGGUCGGGUUCCGCACUUUCAGGCGACCAAAGAUUGUAUGAGAGUUGUUUGCGCGCAAAAAUGAAGGAAAACUGACAUUUUAAAGUUCAGAUUUGCGCUUUUUUUUCUCGACUGAUGAUCAGAAAUCAGAUGGAUCGAUCAUUUCGGAGCAAACAUCAGUUUGAUCUCACAGGUUAGACAGAACCACACGAUGCUGCUUCCAUUCCCGAGGUUGAUGUGUUUGUGGCUGUGCAGCGAGGCCGUCGCGACUCAGCUCCACUGGCACAAAACAAAGACGACUUUCAGUCCUCAUUAUGAAUCCACCGCCGCUGACAGGAAUGCGCAGAGCCGGAGAUGGCGCACAGUCAGCGGGGAGGACAAUGGGGGGACGCGCGGGGCGAGUGCGCAGGCCUCGUGGCUGGAUACUGUAAACCCGUCAUCCUCUGAGCAGCUGGGGACACAGAUUCCACGGCGCGCUGUGCGUAAAAGCGACGCGCAAAAUGGAGCGCGUCGCGUCGGAUCUGUACCUACAGAGGAAGAUGGCACGGAUGGAAACAAGGUCGGUGAGCCGCGGAAAGGUGGAUGCAGUCCGGGAGAAGAGCAAACCCCGCAUGGACCUGCCUUCAUCCGUGGGAGGACAGGACACAAGCGGCGGCAGAGACGGAGCGCAAAAUCCGGCAGAGCGAAGCGGAGCGAGGCGGUGAAGGACGAAGCUGCGGCCGCGUGGGAACCUCUGCCCGAGGCCAUGGCGCAGGAGCAAGAGGACGGAACCCCUUUCGGUCUCAACACCACCGACUAUGAGGAGGAGUACGCGGUGCCGGACUUUACCGACAGCACGCCGUUCGUGCCGGUGAACACGCGCCCCAGACGCAAGCAGGUGAAGAACCCGUUCUACCCGGUCACCGCGGAGUCGUACGGCGCGUACGCGGUCGUGAUCACCGCCGCCGUCAUCUUCAGCGUGGGCAUCAUCGGGAACGUGUCGGUCAUGUGCAUCGUGUGUCACAACUACUACAUGAGGAGCAUCUCCAACUCGCUGCUGGCCAACCUCGCGCUCUGGGAUUUCGUCAUUAUCUUCUUCUGCCUGCCGCUCGUGGUGUUUCACGAGCUCACCAAGAACUGGCUGCUGGGGGAGUUCUCGUGCAGGAUCAUCCCGUACCUGGAGGUGGCGUCUCUCGGGGUCACGACCUUCACGCUGUGCGCUCUGUGCAUCGACCGUUUCCGUGCCGCCACCAACGUUCAGAUGUACUACGAGAUGAUCGAGAACUGGGCGUCCACCACGGCCAAGCUGGCUGUGAUCUGGGUCGGCGCUCUGCUGCUGGCGCUGCCCGAGCUGCUGAUCCGACAGCUGGUCACCGAGGACGGCGACCCGCCUGACGUGACGCCGUGCGAGCGCUGCGUGGUCCGCAUCUCCACCGAACUGCCCGACACGCUGUACGUCCUGGGACUCACCUACGACGGCGCUCGCCUCUGGUGGUACUUCGGCUGCUACUUCUGCCUGCCGACGCUGUUCACCAUCUGCAGCUCGCUGAUCACCGCUCGCAAGAUCCGCCACGCCGAGAGGACCUGCGUCCGCAGCAGCAAGAAGCAGAUCCAGCUGGAGAGCCAGAUGAACUGCGCCGUGGUGGCGUUGGCCAUCCUCUACGGCUUCUGCCUCAUCCCGGAGAACAUCUGCAACAUCCUCAGUGUUUACAUGGCGGCCGGCAUCCCUCGGAGAACCCUGGACAUCCUGCAUCUGGUCAGCCAGCUGCUGCUCUUCUGUAAGUCCGCCGUGACGCCGGUGCUGCUGUUCUGUCUGUGCCAGCCGUUCACCAGAGCCUUCCUGGAUUGCUGCUGCUGCUGCUGCGACGAGUGCGGCCCACCCCGCUCCUCCGCCGCCAACGCCACCAGCGACGCCGACAACGAGUGCGCCACCACCGAGCUGGAGCUGUCGCCGUUCAGCACCAUCCGCAGGGAGGCGUCCACCUCCACCACCUACGCCGCCGUGGGGACACACUGCUGAGGUCAAAAAGGUCAAAGCUCAGCAUCGUUCUGGGUCGUUUCUAUGAUGUAAUUAGGAAUCCGAUUGGCCGACGCGUUGACACAUCAGGCUGUAAAUUCCUGAGUUUUUAAAAACUUGAGUAGAAUCGACCCGAACUGUUUACUGACGGACGAACUGAAGACGUCGCUGUCCGUCUGUUCACUGUUUACAGAAUUUAUAUAUGAAAAACACACAGUCAGUAUUACUUAAUUACAUUUAUCUGUUUAGUUUUUUAAUUAACUCACCGAUAUUUGUACUGAAUAUCCACUCAGUCUUACUUUUUGUUCGUUGUCACUGUAUAUGACAUGGCUGAUGAUCAUUUUUUACAGCCCUGACGUCGACCAAGUCGUGAUCAUAAGAUCAUCAUUAAAACUGGGUAACACUUUAUUUUACUGUAAUUUCAUAAGAAUUUCCUCAGAGAAACAAGACAGAGUUCUGUUAUUCUAAUUAUUUUAGUUGGUUGUGUUGAAUUUAUAAGCAGUCGUUAAUUUGACGUUGACAGUUCUUCAUUUAAACUCAAGUAAAUAUGAAUUUAUUAAUCAUCCUUUUAUUGGAAACCUUGUUUUUCCCACAUAUGUUGAGUUGUUUGCUUUCCUGAAGGCAGAUUUCAUCGACUCGUCGUGGUCUCCGCUAUGAUUAGCAUCAAAUUAGACUCUUUUCAGGAAAGUUAUUAAGAAAUUACAGACUCGUUACUAUAAAUUGUUGUGUUGGGCAUAAAAGAUGAUCAUCAACCACAGCUGCUGUGAGCGUCUUUAGUUUUAUUUUGGUUGUUUUCUUCAGUUCCUACGUGUGAGUGAGUCAGUGGGACGUAUAGUAAUAUAUUGAAAAUGGCUGCGUUUCGUUUCGUUGACGUCUGUGUGAGUAUAUAUUUUUUCUUUUUCUCUGAUUUCUUUGGUAGCAGAAAUCUGCACUCCUCCUGGUCUGUACAUGUGACAGAAUCAUUGUUGGUUUUGUUUUAGCCACAAGAGAAAUGUCACUUCAAUUAAAAGAAUAUUUAAAAACUGA